This is a messenger RNA of Neurospora tetrasperma FGSC 2508, 574 nucleotides long. RefSeq lists its product as uncharacterized. The transcript has a single exon. The coding region runs from base 89 to 574 and encodes 161 amino acids. The record is from RefSeq and is a predicted model, not a curated record. Lineage: Eukaryota; Fungi; Ascomycota; Sordariomycetes; Sordariales; Sordariaceae.
GACAGACAGCAUUGCGAUAAUCCUUCUUUCUUUUUUCUCCGCCUCCAGACCGCCGCCUCGACAUUGUACCUACUGCUACGCGCAGCAUAUGCCGCAUCACAGAGGGACACGACGACACAUCACAUAUGCUUGUGGUAGCCGAGGCGUCAUCGUUUUCAGCCGCAGUCAUCGUCGGGAGUCAGCGUUUACUGCGCACUUGCUGCAAUGUGAGUUUCAUCCCGCAAGUUUCCUUUCUUUUCUGUUGUUUUUUUUUUUUUUUUUUGUUUUCCUUUCUUAUAUGUACAACUCCCGCGCGCAUCCUUUGGUAUCCAACUGGAGGCAGUCCCACCGUCUCGUGACCUUGGGGUUGGCUUCUUUGUGCGACAGACGGCGGUGUCUUGUCGGCUGGCAGUUGGCAUGGUUGGCUGUGAUGAUAGUGAUGGACACGUCGUUGGAGGGGGACUUGUCAAAUUCAGGUAGGUUGCGACUCUGGCGGGGGGGAGGGGGAGGACCCCACAUGUUGACAUCAUUCUGCUCGUGCUUGGAUCUUCCAUUCUCGGGACCCUUCCAUCGGCUUUUCUUCCCUUUUAUCUAA